Molecule: messenger RNA, 312 nt
Organism: Stereum hirsutum FP-91666 SS1
Lineage: Eukaryota; Fungi; Basidiomycota; Agaricomycetes; Russulales; Stereaceae
Exons: 2
Coding region: 1-312 (103 amino acids)
Cellular component (GO): membrane
Source: RefSeq, a predicted model, not a curated record
AUGGCUUUCACUGCUUCUGACAUCUGCAAGGUUUUUUUCUCUUCGUUUAGCCUUGCCAUCUUCCUGCCUCCUCUCGGAGUGUUCUUGGAGCGCGGCUGCAAUGCUGACUUCGUGAGUGCAUCUGGUUCAAACUGUAGAGACAUGGGAGCUUACAGACCGUCUCAAAUCUCAACAGCUUAUCAACAUCCUCCUGGUACGCCUCGUCAUUCAAGCAUGUUUUCUAAUCUCUUGGCUGACGUAUUUUCCCCUUUUAGACCAUUCUUGGUUACAUGUAUGUCUCACGAACUGUACUCACUACUCACAGAAAGCUGA